Ramularia collo-cygni is the source of this 294-nucleotide messenger RNA. Its product is annotated as related to SFT1-SNARE-like protein. Gene Ontology annotation, biological process: intra-Golgi vesicle-mediated transport. Lineage: Eukaryota; Fungi; Ascomycota; Dothideomycetes; Mycosphaerellales; Mycosphaerellaceae. The transcript has 2 exons. The coding region runs from base 1 to 294 and encodes 97 amino acids. The record is from RefSeq and is a predicted model, not a curated record.
AUGUCCGAAGCCUAUGAGCGCGAGCGCCAAAACAACGACUCUCUCGCCGCCCUCUCGUCCAAAGUCUCGGCCCUGCGCUCCGUCACAAUCGAUAUCUACGACAAUGCACGCGAUCAGGGUGUCAUCGACUCCACCACCGAUACCUUUUCCAACAUGACCACCUCCCUCAAAGGCUCGGCGAGACGGUUAGGGGUCAUGGCAAGCCAAGGGAACAAGGUCGCUGUGUUGAAGCUUGCGGGCAUCAUCAUAGCCGCGGUUUUGGUGCURUAUUGGUUGAUGAGCUGGUUUCUAUAG